Molecule: messenger RNA, 1184 nt
Organism: Aspergillus pseudonomiae
Lineage: Eukaryota; Fungi; Ascomycota; Eurotiomycetes; Eurotiales; Aspergillaceae
Product: Zn(II)2Cys6 transcription factor domain-containing protein
Exons: 2
Coding region: 39-446 (135 amino acids)
Biological process (GO): regulation of DNA-templated transcription
Molecular function (GO): zinc ion binding; DNA-binding transcription factor activity, RNA polymerase II-specific
Source: RefSeq, a predicted model, not a curated record
ACUUCUGUUAAGCUUUUAUUUUCCUGUAAUUCUUAGGUAUGUCCAGAAAUACUGGAAACUCAGCAAGACUCUUACUUCCUAAAAACUCAAUACAGGAAGACCCUCAACGAGACUCUAAUUUAGGUACUGUCUUGAAGCGAAGGCGACAAACUACUGCUUGCACAACUUGCCAAAGGAAACGUACAAAGUGCACCGGUACGACUCCUUGCCAGGGAUGUACAGCCUCGGGUUCUGAGUGCGUAUUUGAUUUCUCGAAGGACAAACGCCGCAAGGAAACCUUGCUAAAAGCACAGAGAGAUGCAUUGGACACCUACCAAAUUCUUUUACAGUUAGUCCGCAUUUUGUAUGAUGGCACUGAUGAAACUGUCAAGAAACUCCGAGGAAAUAUACAAGGUGUUCCCUCACUCCAAGAGGCCAUGGUAAAUUUGCGAUCAUUAUUCCCUUAGUGAUCAUCUUUGAGCUUGUUCGCUUGGUAAGGCUUAUAUUAAGCUCACUGGCGCAGUGUUAGCCUAGCAUCACUUUGACCCGAGAGCAGUUCCAGAAGGGUUGUAAAAUCAAUAUCAAGUGCGCCAAAUUACAUAUUCAUGUUUAGCUUUGAGAAGAUUAAUAGUCCUAGCGUACAGGUGUGGUUAUGGCGGCUUUCAUUUACCCUUACUUCCCUUCCAACAUGGAAUAUAUACGCUGCCACAACUAUAGCUAUCUAGUUUUACACGGUACCGUUACGAGCAGGCAGAAGCAGAAACAAAGAUCUUGUAAAAGCAUGUACUAUCCUUCUUGCCCCUGAAUAUUUUGGUUUGAUUAUCGACUCUUAAAAAGCUUCUAAAAAUGACUAUCCUUCCGAUUGAGACUGGUAUAGCUUAUAAAUGGGACAUAAUGUGGUUGAACGACGGAUAGUCCACAGUAUCACCUGUUGCAAUCGUUAUAUUUGUAUUUAACUUUUGAUCUCCCUGCGAUACAGAACGAGACACCACAAAAAUGAUUGACAUUUUACGGGACGGCGAGUGCCAAAGCGGUGAAAUAGUCGCCCGUAAGAUACGUGGUUUCCUUGGCAUAUCGGGGGAGACCUCCUUAAAAAACUGUCCUUUUUGGCCGUUGAUACAGCUAGCACUCACAACGGGAAGGCCUCAGCAGAAAAUUAUGUAUCCAAUACUUGGACAAAUAUAGUGAAUGUAGGAUGUGACGCG